Camelina sativa (false flax) is the source of this 558-nucleotide messenger RNA. Its product is annotated as DNA-binding protein S1FA2. Gene Ontology annotation, biological process: regulation of DNA-templated transcription. The record is from RefSeq and is a predicted model, not a curated record. Lineage: Eukaryota; Viridiplantae; Streptophyta; Magnoliopsida; Brassicales; Brassicaceae. Gene Ontology annotation, molecular function: DNA binding. Gene Ontology annotation, cellular component: nucleus.
UUUGUCUAUUUCUGUGUACAUGCUUUUUUUCUUUUUUUUCUUGUCUUAUGUCUGAAUCUCUUCUUGUCGGAAACACAGAUCUCAGUUUUUUAUAGAAUCUCCGACUCGUUUCUUUUUGCCACAUCGGGGUCUCGUAGAUUCGGAUCGUAGGUAUGAGCAGUCAAGGUUCCGCCGGAAAGGCGGCUGUUGAAGCCAAAGGAUUGAACCCGGGAUUGGUAGUGUUGCUUGUUGUUGGAGGUCUGCUUGUGACAUUCCUGUUAGCCAAUUACGUGAUGUACAUGUAUGCCCAGAAGAAUCUACCCCCAAAGAAGAAGAAGCCCGUCUCCAAAAAGAAGCUCAAGCGUGAGAAGCUCAAGCAGGGAGUCCCUGUGCCCGGUGAAUAGAUUUCUAACUUCUUCCCCUUUACUUCUUCGACUGUGUCAGUUACCAGUUUACUUUUUUCUUGUAUUGAAAAUGUCAAUGAGACUUUUAUAUGGGAGUGUAGAAACGACCCUUGUUUUGCUUUCGGUAGACUUCACAAAGAUUUGAAUCUCAGCUUUGCGUUUGGUUUCCCCUUCA